Molecule: messenger RNA, 2719 nt
Organism: Glycine soja
Lineage: Eukaryota; Viridiplantae; Streptophyta; Magnoliopsida; Fabales; Fabaceae
Product: nuclear pore complex protein NUP1-like
Exons: 8
Coding region: 260-2446 (728 amino acids)
Biological process (GO): nuclear membrane organization
Cellular component (GO): nuclear envelope
Source: RefSeq, a predicted model, not a curated record
UACGUAAAACCCACCACCCCCAAUUUUAUUCUCCUUAAUCUUAUAACAAUUGACGUUCUGAGAGAAUGAGAGGUGGACCACAAAAGACACACGUUGACUAGUCUUCAAAACUACAGUAUAUGUACAUCCGCGGCUACUCGUACUGUACCUGAGUGAGAGAGCGCAAUGUUUGGACUUACGUCUUACAGUAUUUUUGCCUUUACCUCGUUUUUUGGUUUUUAUUUUUAACUUUUCAGCCGUUGCCCACUCGGCCACUCUCAUGGCCACCGAUCAAAUCACCGCGUUGGCGCCCCCGGAGAGAGGCGCCGGAGGCAAACUCCGCAAUCUGCCGCCGAGAAAGCCGCCUCCUAGCCCUUACGCGCGUCCGCCGGAGGCCACGCGCCGCCGUUGGAUUUCGAAGCUUGUCGAUCCUGCCUACCGCCUCAUCACCGGCGGAGCCACUCGUAUUCUCCCCUCAUUUUUCUCUGCCACCGCAGCCGCGCCUCCUCCCUCUCUUCUCCCUUGCCCUACCUCUGCCGCCGGAGAUCAAGAUAAAUGGCAGAUUGCUGACCGUCAUCAAGAUUAUUUGCGCAGAAGUGAUAUACAUCUUUUGGCAUCCAAGUCAUCUGAAAUGGCUAGUACUGAUGACAUCAGUGGUAAACUGAAAAGCAGUUCAGACUUGGUUAUGUCCAGACAAGAUAAACAAGUAGAUAAAUCUGAUAAAAAUGGGCUUUCUGAUAUUGAGCAGCUGGUGCAAGGGAAGAAAUUCUCUAGAGAUGAAUUUGAUCGUUUAGUGGCGGUAUUAAAUUUGAGGGUGAUGGACCUUUCUAAUGUUGAACAAGGAAAGAAAAUUACAAAUUUGAGUUCUAGGAAAGAUGAUGAGGGGAUUGCAUUGCCACAUGAGCUUCCGAAAGUUUCAAAUGAACAAAGGCUUGAAGAGUCGACUGGGGCCAUAUGGGGAACCUCAACACCUCUUGGUCUGUCAAAGGUUCGGGAUGAAAUUGGUGCUUCUCCAAUAGAGAUUGCUAGAGCAUAUAUGGAUUCCCGUGCAUUAGAAGCAGGUCCCAGUUCUAAGAACAUGAUUCAUACUAUUGAAAGCACCAUGUUGCAUGGUGAUGAAGCUGCAAUUAAACCAUAUGAUCCAUCACCAUCAAAGAAAUCGUCAACAUGUUGGCCAGGUGCUGUGGUGCAGGAUGCUUACAUAACACCACAAAGUCAGAGGAAUAGAUAUGGACUACAUAACUUCCCCCGUACUCCUUAUUCCAGAACUCUUUUAACAAAGUCCAAGUCCAAGUUGAUUCGUAUGAAAGGAGAUAGCAGCCACAUUUCAUCAACUCCUGUCCUUCACUCACAGACUACUAUGUAUCUGCAGGAUAAAUCUAAAGCUGGAGCAUCAGAAAGUGGAAAUGGAUCUGUUGGACCUAUUCGUCGAACUAGGCAUAAGGUUGGUGCACAAUUUUCUUCAAGAAGAGUGGCUUAUUCAUCUCUGUAUGGCCCUUCACAGAGACAAAGUUCUGGUGUUAUUGAAAGUUUCACUUCUGUUGCAAAGAGGACGGAACCUGUUGGGACAAGCUGCACUCAUAAGCCACUAGGCCUUGAGGUGGGUAUUCCAACAGUACACAUGCAUACCAGUUUGAUGGCUAAGAAGAUAUUAGACCAUAUUGAUAGAAACACUCCCACACCUAAAGAGAAAUCUGCUGAGCUCAAGCUGGCAACGAAAUGGAAGAACCCUGAAUCUUCUAUUGAUUUCAGUACUAUCUGGUCAAAUGAAGAUAAUGGUUUGCUUAAAUUAGAUGAUGUUAGCCCUUAUAAAUAUGAUGGGCUUGAAGGAAAGGAAUCUACUCUAUGGAAUGAAAGUAAGGGGAAGUACCAUGUUGAUAUGCAACCUAAGGAGAGUACUGAUAAAUCUAUCGCUGUCAGAAAAGUAGGAACUUUGUUGUCUGAUGUGAAUGUUUAUAGCAGCAUCCCUAGACUUGGUAAUGAUGUAAGCACUACGCAAAAUUUGUGUUCUUCUAAAAAGGAUGCUAUGAAGACAACUCCCCCAAGUGGUGAUCAUCCUUUUGGGGUAAAUCAAGAACAGAAGCUUCUCACUGGCCCUGCAACCAUUAAGCCAGCUUUACCUCCUAUUUCAAUCAAGAAGCCUGAAUCAAGAUGGACGUUAGCAUCUGACACUGGCUCCGGAUUUACCUUUCCUGUUUCAGCAUCCUCCUCUGUAUUCUCUGAGCCACCAACUCCAUCCAUCACGCCUUUACUUUCUGCUGGGGAUCAGCACCAAGUAAAAGAAGGAUCUACUGAACUGUCAUAUAGUUUUGGUCUGAAAAAGUCCAGUCCAGCAGUAGUUUUUUCCUUCCCUUCUACAAGUAAUACUGCUAUUCAGAAUGAAGCUGGAGACAUAAAGUUUAACUUUGGUUCAACUAAGAAGCCAAGGUUAUCGUUCUCAUUUGGAAAAAAUGCUGUCUGCUGUUAAAAAUAAAAUGGCAAAACAAUGUUCCAAAAGUCAUCCAACUUUUUUUUUCUUGUGAUUAGUGUAUUUUUAGCCUUUAAUUAACUCUGAUUGUACUAUACUUUUGCUUUUCUUUUGUUCUUAAAGGAAAGAUGGGUAAAAUGAAGCCGUUUAGAAUUGGAAGUUGUGUGGUUUAUGGGGUCCUUUCCGUAGUUCUCAUGAUUUUGUUGGAAUACUGGGAAAUUUUGGUUAUAUGGUGAUUUCUUUAUAUUUGUAGAGGAUUAUUUUCACUAGACA